Phoenix dactylifera (date palm) is the source of this 1961-nucleotide messenger RNA. RefSeq names its product alpha/beta-Hydrolases superfamily protein (gene PLA-I{BETA]2). Gene Ontology annotation, biological process: lipid metabolic process. Gene Ontology annotation, molecular function: glycerophospholipase activity. NCBI's taxonomy places the organism in Eukaryota, Viridiplantae, Streptophyta, Magnoliopsida, Arecales, Arecaceae. The record is from RefSeq and is a predicted model, not a curated record.
CUAUAUAUCCCCGAAGAGACGAAGCCCAUCUCCACCUCCAGCAUCCGAGCUUGAGCUUGAAAUUAACAGCGCUGGCGCUACUUCCUCUGUCUCUCUCUCUCAUGCCCCCAGUCGGCACCGCCACCUCGGCCCCAGCCCGGUCUGGCUCUCCCUCUCGGUCUUCCUUCCCCCCUCGCGGUGGCUCCCCGCUAAAGCCCCACAAUCACCCCCGCGCCCUCAAACCCACCCCCAUCUCCGCCGCCAACUCCACCACCAUCGCCACCAAGACCCACCUCUCCAACCUCGACCGCGUCCUCGUGAAGCAACCAUCAUCACAGCCGCCUCAACUCACCCAUGACGUAGGCCGGGACCACGACCCUAACAAGCCUGAUCACCUCGGCGGCGCCACUGCAGCCGGCGGUGGAGGGGGAAUUGGGCUUCUCCACGCCCUCAACCUCCCCUCCCUCUUUCCCUUUUUAAGAAAGCCGGCGGCUGACGAGAUGUCCCCCCGGAGCCUGACCCACCUCCAGCGCCUCCUCUCCAACUCACCCCGCCCCUCCCCAAAGAGCUCCAUCGCCUCCCGAUGGCGCCUCUACCACGGCGCCGAAGACUGGUCCGGCCUCCUCGAUCCCCUCGACGAGAACCUCCGCCGCGAGCUCCUCCGCUACGGCGACUUCGUCCAGGCGGCCUACCAUGCCUUUCACUCCCGCCCCGAGGCCUCCUCCCCCGCCCGCCACCGCCACCUCAUCCUCCCCGACCGCUCCUACCGCCCCACCAAGUCCCUCUUCGCCACCUCCUCUCUCAGCAUCCACCCCUGGGUCAACUCCUCCGCCCCAGCCCGGAUGACCCAGAGCUCCAGCUGGAUCGGCUACGUCGCUGUCUGCGACUCCGACCGCGAGAUCCGCCGCAUGGGCCGCCGCGACAUCGUCAUCGUCCUCCGCGGCACCGCCACGUGUCUCGAGUGGGCCGAGAACCUCCGCGCCUCCCUCGUCCCCAUGGAUUCCCCCGACGCCUCCUCCAGCGAAGUCGGACAGCACGUGCCGAAGGUAGCACGGGGGUUCUGGAGCCUCUACAAGACCGCCGGCGAGCAGGUGUCGAGCCUCUCGGCGUCGGUGGUGGAGGAGGUUCGCCGCCUCAUGGAGGUCUACAAGGGAGAGGAGCUCAGCAUCACGGUGACCGGGCACAGCCUCGGGGCGGCGCUGGCCUUCCUCGUCGCCGACGAGCUCAGCACGUGCGCCCCGAGCGUCCCGCCCAUCGCCGUGGUCUCCUUCGGCGGGCCGCGCGUCGGCAACCAGGCCUUCGCGGACCGGAUCGAGAAGCACCACGGGGUCAAGGCGCUCAGAAUAGUCAACGCCCACGACGUCAUCACGAAGGUUCCCGGACUGCCGCUGCCGCACCUGAGGGAGAAGUACGAGCACGUGGGGAGCGAACUGAGGAUAAACAGCAGGGACUCGCCGUACCUCCGGCCGGACGCCGGGCCGGCCUGCACCCACGACCUGGAGGCGUACCUCCACCUCGUGGACGGGUUCACGGGGACCGGGAGCCCCUUCCGGUCCAGCGCCAAGCGGAGCUUGGUUCGUUUGCUGGACCAGCAAAGGCGCAAUGUGAAGGAUGUCUACGUGAACCGGGCCCGGGAACUCGUGGUCGAUCCGACCGCUGCCGUCGUCCGGUCCAACCCGCAUGGUUGCCUGGCGAGCCCGACAACGUGACGUCGAGCUGGAUGACGAUGCGUGGCAACCAGCGACUUUUCUCAACUUGGUGAUAAAUUACUGAAUAUUAUAAACAAGGCCAGGUCGACCCAGAGGGACGACGGGCCCACGUUAACGUUUGUUGAUCAGUGUAUAUAAAACGCGGGAGCCCAGCAAGGCAUCAACGCGCCAAAAUUUUUUCCCUCAGCUGAUGUUUACGUAACUUCCCUUAUCAAAUUGCAUUGCGUGAAUAUGAAAUUGGUGAUUGACUAGCAGCCAUAAGCCUUUUUUUUU